Verticillium alfalfae VaMs.102 is the source of this 384-nucleotide messenger RNA. RefSeq lists its product with no specific name. The record is from RefSeq and is a predicted model, not a curated record. Bases 1 to 384 code for a protein of 127 amino acids. The transcript has 2 exons. NCBI's taxonomy places the organism in Eukaryota, Fungi, Ascomycota, Sordariomycetes, Glomerellales, Plectosphaerellaceae.
AUGCUGCUGCACGGAGCGCAAUCUCCCCCGCCAGCACCCGUUACCCACCACCAGCCCGACCUGGCCACGCGACCACGGCGCAAGAGGAAAGCCGAGACGCAAGACAACGAGCGCCUCUCGAAGCGAUUAAGUCUUCUCAAUCUAGGACCCGGCGUCGCUGACCGUGCCGAGCGAAAAGGACAGCGUGCGCAAGGCAUCAUCGAGUCGCGCGCCCGCACCCGCGCCCGCCAGCGCCUCGAGCGGGACGGCUGCGGCGACGUCGUCGAGAUGCCGCCGCGGCUCGACCCUCGCGUCGUGCAGGGCCUGAUGGCGGCGCAAGGCACGGGGGUCGAGCCCAUGGCGACGGGGCACGACGAUGAUGCGGACGCCAUGGAGCUGGACUGA